AUGUAUAAACAUAUAUUCAGAGUUAAUAAUCCUACUAGACUGCUUAGGCAGCUGCAGAAUCUCAAAUCAUAUGCAACUAGGUGUCUAGCCACUACAUCCACGCCACCACCACCAUCACCAACCAAAACAGAUGCUACUGCUUCCACUGCCGCUCCUUCUGUUAACAGGCAUGUGUCGACGCCUUUGGAUAUCCCUGCUGACGUACAACCACCAGCAGGUUCAGCACUCAGUUUGAAAUCCGCCACUCGUGAUCCAUCCAAAUUUGGUACUCGUCCCAUCUACUUAGAUGUGCAGGCAACAACACCAACUGAUCCACGUGUCUUGGACAAGAUGUUGGAAUUUUACACAGGUUUAUAUGGUAACCCCCAUUCCUCCACUCAUGCUUAUGGUUGGGAAACCGACAAGGAGGUGGAAAAGGCAAGAGCACAUGUGGCUAGUGUAAUAAAUGCCGAUCCGAAAGAAAUCAUUUUCACUAGUGGUGCUACUGAAACCAACAACAUGGCCAUUAAAGGUGUACCACGUUUCUACAGAAAAACCAAAAAACACAUUAUCACCACUCAAACUGAGCACAAGUGUGUUUUGGAUUCAGCUAGACAUAUGCAAGAUGAAGGAUUUGAAGUUACUUACUUGCCAGUGGACUCUCAGGGGCUUAUCAACUUGGAUGAUUUGAAAAAGGCCAUUAGAAAAGACACUUGUCUCGUUUCAAUUAUGGCCGUCAAUAAUGAAAUCGGUGUUAUACAGCCAUUGAAGGAAAUUGGAGAGAUUUGUCGUGCAAACAAAGUAUUUUUCCACACCGAUGCAGCCCAAGCCUAUGGUAAAAUUCCUAUUGAUGUUAAUGAAAUGAAGAUUGAUAUCUUGUCUAUUUCUUCCCACAAGAUUUAUGGACCAAAAGGUAUUGGUGCUUGUUACAUAAGAAGAAGACCUAGAGUUAGAUUGGAUCCAAUCAUCACUGGUGGUGGACAAGAAAGAGGUUUAAGAUCAGGUACUUUGGCUCCACCAUUGGUUGCUGGUUUUGGUGAAGCAGCUAGAUUGAUCAAAGAAGAAGGUGCUUACGACAAGAAACAUAUUGAAAAGUUAUCUACCAAGUUGAGAGAGGGUUUGUUAUCGAUUCCAUCAACCAUCCUCAAUGGUUCCUCUGACCCCAAGUCACAAUACUCUGGUUGUGUCAAUGUCUCGUUUGCUUACAUUGAAGGUGAGUCAUUGUUAAUGGCAUUGAAAGAUAUCGCAUUGAGUUCAGGUUCUGCCUGUACAUCAGCUUCAUUGGAACCAUCAUAUGUUCUUCACGCUUUGGGUGCUGAUGACGCUUUAGCACAUUCAUCAAUCAGAUUUGGUAUUGGUAGAUUUACCACUGAAAGUGAAGUUGAUUACGUGAUACAGGCAAUUCAUGAACGUGUUGAAUUCUUGAGGAAAAUGUCGCCCUUGUGGGAAAUGGUGCAAGAGGGUAUUGACUUGAACUCAAUCGAAUGGAGUGGACAUUGA
This is a messenger RNA of Lodderomyces margitis, 1479 nucleotides long. It is a transcript of the gene SPL1, whose product is annotated as Spl1p. NCBI's taxonomy places the organism in Eukaryota, Fungi, Ascomycota, Pichiomycetes, Serinales, Debaryomycetaceae. The transcript has a single exon. Gene Ontology annotation, cellular component: cytosol; nucleus; mitochondrion. Gene Ontology annotation, biological process: [2Fe-2S] cluster assembly. Bases 1 to 1479 code for a protein of 492 amino acids. Gene Ontology annotation, molecular function: pyridoxal phosphate binding; cysteine desulfurase activity. The record is from RefSeq and is a predicted model, not a curated record.